AACAACCAUCGAGCAAUAUCAACUACAUAUACAACUAUAAAGCCAUCGUCCAAUUGAAAAGCUAUAAAUUAAAGAAAUAAUAAACCACACACUUGCCUAUCGAUUGCCCGUCAAAGCGAUAUAUACGCACAGUUUUCAACACUGUUCGGCUGAACAGCGAGAGCACAGCUGAUUGUGCCUGCCUGUCUGGCUGUUGUGUUUUUGGUUGUGCGCGGGGCGGCAGUGAAAGGUUUUCUGCGCUCGUUGUGCCCGAGAAAUAACAGUCCAAAAAGACCAAGAACUAAAACAACAACAACAACAAAGGAAUUCAGAACUAUACUCUGUGUGACGUGGUAGCAGCAAGGCAACAACACACACAUACAAUUACAGGGCGCAGGUGUCAGUUCAGAACAGCUGUUUCAACACAUCAGACCGAUAUAAAGUCACUGAAAUCUACAAAGCACUAUUGACUUUUUAAUGUAAAUACCACACAUGAAAGCAUACCUAUAUUCUUUUCCAACAGUGGGUGAGAUAAAUACACACACGUAUACAUUCAACCGUAACAACAGCAACAAGAACCAAAAACUGAAACAGCAAUCAAUUGCCAUUGGGCCCCAGGCUUGUUCUACGUCACAUUUGAGAUCAGGAGUGGUGCCAGCAGCAACAGGAGCAGCAACAUUCAAAAUUCUACAACAUCUCUAAUCAAAGUGCAUUCGACAACAAGAAUUACAAACAAAACAACUUCCAGUUAAAGUUACUUCCAUAAGUUUCUUCCUUUUAAAAAUAUUUAUUGUGCAACACUGGCGCGCCAGCCAAAAACAACCAUACAAAGAAAACAAAACAAAAUCAAAUUUUUGCCAUUCGCCACGCAACGUCACAACGACUAAGCAGCCAACUUAACUAAACAAAAGCAACUAACGAGAGAGUAGUUCAAGUAAUUAGACAAAAUUAGCAUUAACAUUGUGAUCCACAUCCACACAUCAUCAAGAAGAGCAUUUUUGUGGGGGGCGGACACGUUAUGAGCAAUUCGAUUGCAUCAACAAAAUGCCUGCCCAAUGUCUCGUUCUCGUCCGGCAAUUAUGGUAUGUCACAAAGCCACCGUUACACCGAUGAUACAAAGGAGUACAUAUUCCUCAAGCUUACCGACUCUGCCUACCGUGCCAUCGAGGAGUAUCAAAGAAAUGAGAAUGCCAAACGAUUGGCGCCCGGCCAAUGUGCCAAAAUUCAAUGCAAUGGCAACACUGGCUUCAUCCACUUCCCGCUGCCCAGCAGCGAUAGCAGCAAUUCUGUUAAUAACGGCAGCGGGAACGGGAUGGAAGCAGGACGCAAGUUUGGCUUUACCAUUGACGAUCUGGAGGGCACAUUGGAGUGCAUACAGCAGCAGCAGCAGGAGCUCGAUGUGCUUGGAGCAUUGGCGCGACGCAUGCGUAUCCAUGCCAACGAUGAUGUCUACGACACGACGCGCUCGAAAAUGGCUCGAGUUGAGGAGACGGAGAAGAGCAAAUGUAUACGGGAGAUCAAGCCAAAUCAAUCGGAUAUUGGGCGUAAGGUGAAGAAGCCGCCGUCGGCAUCUUCACAUCACAGUGGGAACAACAACAACAGCAACAGCAGUAGCAGCAAUAGUUUUAACAGUAACAAUAGUCGUAAGUUAGUUUCAUCGCCAUUUAAUGGUCUGACGUCAUCAUCAGUUGCAACAGCAGCCACAUCCGUAGCAGCAGCAGCAACAACAUCAAUCGCCUCACGCUCGCCCAAUCCCAAUAUUUUGGGUGCCAGCGGCACAGUCAAUGGCAGCCGCAGCACAGCCCUGGCCAACACAUUUGCCAAUGGUAUCUCCCAGGGUUAUGCGCUGAGCGGCAGCUCGCCGAGAGACAACAAUAGCACAACAGCAGGAGCAGUUACGGGGACAGCGCUGGGUGGAUCCUUUAACAGUAACAGCAGCAAUGGACGCAAUAAGAUGCUCAACGGCAGCGGCAGCGGCAGCGGCAGCAAUUCGCGCAGUGGCAACACCAAAUCGGGUGGUGCGAGCGGCAACGGUGGUGGCAAUGGCAACAAAAUGUCCGAUGUAUCGCGGCGCAGCAUACGGGAGCGAUUAAUACAUUUGCUGGCAUUGAAGCCGUUCAAGAAACCAGAGCUUUACGCGCGCCUCAAGAACGAGGGUAUCAAGGAUCGGGAGCGCAAUCUAAUUGGCAAUAUACUCACGGAUAUAAGCACCAUGUCUCACAAUACCUUCAAUUUGAGGCGCCAGAUGUGGAACGAUGUCGAUGAGAACUGGCCGUUCUUCAGCGAGCAGGAACUGCAGCAACUGAAGCGUCGCAAGCCACAGAAUCUGACGCCUCCAAUGAGCUCCGAUGCAGGCAGCUCGACCUCCGGCCAAAGUCCAACGUCCACCCAUACAGGUAGCCCGCCGCCCUUGCUCAGCAUGCCUUCGAAUGUGGUACCGCAAAUGGGCAGCCACAGCGGCGGACCAGGCGGCAUCAUCGGUGGCAACAGCCUGAAACGGAGCAGCAUUGAGUACGACGAAAUGUUCAGUACGGUGCAUCCGAAAAAGCAGCGCAUCAGUCACUAUACAAGGGAGGCGGGACCACAAUUCACAUCGUCCUCCUCGUCGUCCGCUGGCUGCCCCUCGGGCAACUCCUCGGGCUCAUCGUAUCGCAAUCGCACGGCUGCGUAUACGCCGCCGCAGCGACAGCAGCCACAGCUGGAGGAUCACAGCAGCAGCGACUUAACAUACAGCGUGCUGGACAACAUGGACGAGUUUAGGAGCAUGACAGCAGCAGCUGCUGGGGAGCAACAUCAGCAACGAAGCAGCAGCAGCAACAGCAACAGUCGACGUGGCAGCGGCAGCUCAUCCAAGCAAAGCACGACCAUCGGCGGCCCCAUUGACAAGCGCAACUCGACGGGCAGCAACUCGAGCAGUUCCAGUGGCUAUGAGACUCAACAGGAGCGCAACAGUCGCCAGUCGUCGACAGUGCAGCAGCAGUCGGCGCACAGUCGCAAAUCGUCAACAACGCCGCCCAAGUUGACUGCUAGUUUUGUACGUCAGUCGACGCCAACAGCAGCAACGCAGCAGCAUCAACAGCAGCAGCAACGGAACAGCUUCAACAGCAGCAGCAGCAGCAACAGCAACAAUAAUGCGCACGAUGAGUACAAUUCAUACAACAACAACACACAUGCCGCGUCCAAUAGCAAGAAGCGCACGAGUAGCAGCAGCAGCAACGGGCAACGGCAGCGCAGCAGCAGCAGCAGUAAUAGCAGCAGCAACAUGUAUGCACAGCACCAACAACAGCAACAGUUGCCAGCGCCUGUGCAGGCGCAACAGCUCCAUCAUCAUCACCAACAACAGCAGCAGCAGCAGCAGCAACAACAACAACAACAACAACAGCAACUGCAGCAGCAGCAGCCUUAUCAUUAUAAUCGCGAAUCUGGAUCAAGUGGAACCACUGCGAAACAUCCAUCGCCCACACAGCAACUGGCAGCGGCUGCGCAUGCGUACGCAGCGGCAACAGCGGACGCUGAUGCGAAUGCCGCGCCCCGUUAUGACUUCAGCCAAUAUGCGCCCAUACGCACGCUGGAGGUGCGCAGACGCUACAAGACUGAAUUUGAGAGCGACUAUGAUGAGUACCGCAAACUGUUGAGCAGCGUGGAGGACGUGCGCAAUCGUUUCCAGGAUCUGUCCACUCGCUUGGAGGGCGCCCGGCGACGCGGCGGCGGCGACUACGAUCAAAUCAAGCGCCAGAUUGUCAGCGAAUACGAGCGCAUCAACAGCGAUCGCAACAUCCACAACGACAAGCUUAGAUUUGACUACUUGCACGCGAAGUUGGCGUACAUCAAGCAGCUGGUGAUGGACUACGACAAGACUUUGAUUUGCCGUUCGGCAGCAGCCUCAACAAUGCCAGAGGCAGCAGCAGCCGCACCACCACCGACUGCAGCUGAAGUGCAGGCCGAAGCCGCAGCAGCAACGGCUCGUUUAGCGGAAAGCAGCAGCAUGCAACAGCAACAGCAUGCAGUGGAAACGAUACAGCAGCAACAGCAAGCACAGCAACAUUACAUCAACAACAAUCACAACAACAACAUUAACAUUAACAACGGCAGCCACGAGAGCGAUUCGGAUGACAGUUCUGGCAGCUCCGAUUCCAAUGAUGAUGAUGAUGACGAUGAUUGCGAUGAUUCCAACUCCAAUACUGAUGAUGACGAACGCUACUGAUUAAAUGAAUAAUCCAACAACAACAAUCGGCAACAACACAAAGCUACUUCUUGAUAAAACGAUACAAAACAACAACAAAAACACCAGCGACUGCAGCUGCAGUUGCAAA
Drosophila navojoa is the source of this 4292-nucleotide messenger RNA. It is a transcript of the gene Su(Tpl), whose product is annotated as Suppressor of Triplolethal. Gene Ontology annotation, molecular function: cis-regulatory region sequence-specific DNA binding. Gene Ontology annotation, biological process: snRNA transcription by RNA polymerase II; transcription elongation by RNA polymerase II; positive regulation of transcription elongation by RNA polymerase II. The record is from RefSeq and is a predicted model, not a curated record. Gene Ontology annotation, cellular component: transcription elongation factor complex. Lineage: Eukaryota; Metazoa; Arthropoda; Insecta; Diptera; Drosophilidae.